CCUUUCCCCUCCCAGGCCCCGGCGAGUGCUGGUGUGCACCGGAGGCUCCGGCUCGGCGGACUAACUGGAGCACGGACGCCGCAGCCGGUUAGGCCGGUGCCCUUUCCCGCUCUGGAAAGGAAGAGAAAUGGAAGUGAAAAAGUUGAGCAUUUCCUGGCAGUUCUUGAUAGUUCUGGUUCUGAUCCUGCAAAUUCUGUCUGCGUUGGAUUUUGACCCAUACAGAGUCCUAGGGGUCAGCCGAACAGCCAGUCAGGCCGAUAUUAAAAAGGCUUAUAAGAAGCUCGCCCGGGAAUGGCAUCCAGACAAAAAUAAAGACCCUGGAGCAGAAGACAAAUUCAUUCAGAUUAGCAAGGCUUACGAGAUUCUUUCCAAUGAAGAGAAAAGAUCAAAUUAUGAUCACUAUGGAGAUGCUGGAGGCUACCCGAAGCAGCAGCAGCAGCGAGAAUAUCGCUUCCGCCAUUUCCAUGAAAAUUUUUAUUUUGAUGAAUCUUUUUUUCACUUCCCUUUUAAUUCUGAGCGGCGGGACUCAAUUGAUGAAAAGUAUUUAUUGCACUUUUCACAUUAUGUGAAUGAAGUGGUUCCAGAUAGCUUCAAGAGACCCUACCUCAUCAAGAUCACCUCAGACUGGUGCUUUAGCUGUAUCCACAUCGAGCCGGUUUGGAAAGAAGUUGUUCAAGAACUAGAAGGUUUGGGUGUAGGAAUCGGCGUGGUGCAUGCUGGGUACGAGCGACGCCUGGCCCAUCACCUGGGAGCACACAGCACCCCCUCCAUCUUGGGAAUCAUCAAUGGCAGGGUUUCCUUCUUCCACAAUGCAGUUGUCCGUGAGAACCUCCGGCAGUUUGUGGAGAGUCUUCUUCCGGGAAACCUGGUGGAGAAAGUUACAAGUAAAAAUUAUGUCCGAUUCCUCUCUGGCUGGCAGCAGGAGAAUAAACCACGCGUCCUUCUGUUUGACCAGAUGCCCGUUGUCCCACUGUUGUACAAGUUGACCGCUUUUGCAUACAAAGACUAUUUGUCCUUUGGCUACGUGUGCGUGGGCUCGAGGGGGGCAGAGGUGGUGAUGCGGCAGUACAACGUCAACUCCUACACGCCCACCCUGCUGAUCUUCAAAGAGCACACAGACAAGCCCGCCGACGCCCUCCAGGCCCGGGGUAUGAAGAAGCAGGCCAUGGAGGACUUCAUCACCCGGAACAAGUACCUACUGGCAGCCAGGCUUACCAGCCAGAAGCUGUUCCAUGAACUCUGCCCCGUGAAACGGUCUCAUCGACAGAGGAAGUACUGUGUGGUGUUACUCACUGCCGAGGCCGCCAAGCCAAGUAAACCGUUUGAGGCCUUCCUCUCCUUUGCCCUGGCAAACACCCAGGACACAGUGAGGUUUGUGCACGUCUACAGCAAUCGGCAGCCAGACUUUGCCAGCACCUUGCUCCCUGACAGUGAUGGUCUACAGGGAAAGGCAGCGGUGGCUAUCCUAGAAAGGCGCAACACUGCGGGAAGGGUGGUAUAUAAAACCUUGGAGACGCCCUGGGGUGGGAGUGAGAGCGACCAGUUCACCCUCCUGCGUUACCUCGACCAGCUGCGGAAAGACCCGGCUCUGCUGUCCUCGGAGGCCGUGCUCCCCGACCUGACCGACGAACUCGCCCCUAUCUUUCUCCUGCGCUGGCUCUACUCGGCUUCUGACUACAUCUCAGACUGCUGGGACAGUGUGUUUCACAACAACUGGCGGGAAAUGAUGCCUCUUCUGUCCCUGGUCUUCUCCGCGCUCUUCAUCCUCUUCGGCACUGUCAUUGUGCAGGCGUUCAGUGACUCAAAUGAUGAGCGAGAGUCAAACCCUCCAGAUAAAGAAGAAGCCCACGAGAAGGCCGGGAAGACUGAGCCAAGCUUCACCAAAGACAGCAGCAGCAAGAUUCCUAAAAAGGGCUUUGUGGAGGUCACUGAGCUCACCGAUGUGACGUACACCAGUAACUUGGUGCGCCUGAGGCCGGGUCACAUGAACGUGGUCCUCAUCCUGUCCAGCUCCACGAAGACCAGCCUGCUACAGAAGUUCGCUCUGGAGGUCUACACGUUCACGGGGAGCAGCUGCCUGCACUUCUCCUUCCUGAGUCUCGACAAGCACCGAGAGUGGCUAGAAUACUUGCUGGAAUUCGCUCAGGAUGCCGCCCCCAUCCCCAACCAGUAUGACAAGCAUUUCAUGGAGCGAGACUACACUGGCUAUGUACUGGCUCUGAAUGGCCACAAGAAAUACUUCUGCCUCUUCAAGCCCCAAAAAACAGUUGAAGAGGAGGAAGCCAUGGGGUCGUGCGGUGGGCAUUUGGGGGAUGCCCGGGGGAAAUCCUCCUGUGGCCUCGGGUCCGGGCCCAUCAAAGGGAAACUGAGCAGGCUGUCGUUGUGGAUGGAGCGCCUGCUGGAAGGCUCCCUGCAAAGGUUUUAUAUCCCAUCGUGGCCUGAACUAGACUGAGAGGGUUUCUAACAAGACUUGAACUCUUCAGCCUUUUUAACGGGUUCCUGUGAACAGGUAUUUUCAGGACUCAGACUAUCACAACAGACAGAGUAUAGAUUUUAGGUCCUUCUUCUAGAACACUGGCUAGAAGAAUCUUCCUUUGUCCUGUCCUAACCUAGGAGUGAACACCACCACAGAUUGAAUUCCCUAGAUGAAAUAUUUUCCUUUGGACUUCUUUUGUUUCUGCCCUGAUUUGAAUGCCACAUAUUUAAGCUAGGCUGCUCAUUCCUCCUCCUCCUCGGUUGCCCCCACGGUGUGCUCACACCCCCAUUCUGUCUUCUGGGGGAGCAGCACAGGGCUCAGCCUUGCAGCGGUGGACCCUCACAGGCUGGUGUGCUGGUCCCCCUGCGCCCCGACAGCCCCCCCACAGCCCAGCAGUGCUUCUGCCACAUGCAUGCUGUCCCCAGGGAACCGCCCAGCAGCUUCCAGGCCCCGCCUCUUGAAAGAGGCCUUGCUCCAAGCGAUCUUACAUAUGAAGGUGUUUCUGGUAGCAGGUUGUAAGAGUCUGUCUUGGGAGUACCCCAUCACAGUUUGUCAGCCCCUGGUUCAAAAGGGUCAGGGUGAGUGGGCGUUCUGCACGGGAAAUUUCUUCCCUAGAAAAGAGGGGGAACGCUGAGGUGGCUGAGGGACCCCAGCGAGCCUCCCCUCGGCUGCCUUUCCAGCGUUGAACCACGCCAGGUAAGCUCAGUAGGCAAGAAGUACUGUAUUGACUUUGAGCCAUUUUUGUGUGUCUUCAGAUGCCUUUCUGCUUCUGUCAACUUUAGGGUAAGGAUAUUAGGAGCCAUAACUUGUAAUCUUGUUUUUUGAACGUAGAGAUAAGCUGCUCUAAGCCCGUCGACAUUCACCUAGAGACACGUUCUUCCCACCUGCCGCGGAAGCCUCUCCACUCCAUGGUGUCUCAUUAGUAAAACGCCAGACAUGUCUUUGUAUCAAGGAACUUACAAUGUCUCAACACUUGUACUUUGAGCACUGCUACCCCCUGAGUUCUGUAUCUUCAAGUCCUCUUUGUGACAAGUGAACCAAGACUUGUUCUAGACUCCUGUUUUGCAAAAGGCUUGCUUCGAGCUUCUGGCCUCUGUUUUGAUGUCUCUGAAUUGUUUUCACCCUUCACUUAACAGCCGCUUUCCCAGUGACAGGGUCUGACCUGUCAUCUGCACCCCAGCUUGCUGAGCUCCCCAACUCCAGGCCGGAUCAGACCAGCCAGUUAAGAGUUUCCCUUUUCUCUUUCGGGCAGAACAGCCCCGUUGGAGUUUGGGGGACCUUAGGAGGAGUUAGUGCAAACAUCAUGGCAAACCCCUUUUGUCAAGUGAAGCCUCAAAAAGCGUCAAAAUGGGACGUGGAUUACUAAGUAUUUCUUCAGUCACAGUUGCUUUAAUCUAAGCCAUUUGGAUCCUGAAUAACUUAAACAGUGAGCUAGAGUACAUCAUCAAUUAUCGGAGGCCGGGAAUUUCACAGACUUUGUAGUUUUACUGUAAAAAUAAAGAAUCAUGCCAGGCUUAUUUCUCCGCAGGCUCCUCUAAAAACAGACGCGGCCUCUGAUCGCCAUGCUUCAUGGCAGCCAGCCCAGUGAGAAGUGAUCAAGGAAUUCAAGUGACUCCUUGAGAGCCAAUCCUCAGAAUUGUUUCCUGGACCUCUCGUGGCCAGGUUAUUUUAUGAUAGUGUUUUUGGCUAGUGAUAGGUUUUAAUUUCUGAUACCAGUGGGAUUCCCAAAACCCAUUUCUGAAAACCAAAAACUCCCCAGAGUUGUUCAUUUGUUUAAAAAUUUUAUCAUUAAAAUAAAAAGUCCCUCUGACAGUGUACCUCCCACUUUGUCCUAAGAAAGGGAAAUGCUAAGAUUGAAAGCAUUCCUGGUGAAUACUUGGGCCCUAAAGGUCUUGUGCAGAGCAUUUGGGGUGCUAGUGGAUCGGUCCCCAAGAGAGCUUUCAUUUUAAAUCAAGUCAGGUCCACCCAGCCCUCCCCUGAACAUCAUUUCCAUGAACUCGUUUCCUUUACUUUUGUGUCAAACACGCGAGUCCUUGUCACGCUCAGCCAGUGCCGCCGCCUGUCCUGUGAGGAGUCCCAGGCUGCUUUUGGCUUUCACGUCCUUGUGCUUGAGGACCCUGGGCCUGAACGCACCGCUGUGCGCAGAGGCGGACGUUUCUGGUGGGUACAGAAAAGGCAGCAUGUUCAGCAAGUGGGGAGUGAAGACGAACUCAAGACGCAUCUUUGCAGGAGACGCACCCGCGUGAAAAAUAGUCUCUCGCCGCCGGGUGUCGGUCGGCACAAUCUGUGAACGCAGGAGUGGCAGCUUCACCUCAGCAGCGGGUCCGAGACAAGUCUGCCCCGGCCUGUCUCAUCUCACCACCAUCCCCUGAUGACCAGGAAGAUGUGGGGAUGGCUUUCACACAAGAGAUUGAUUUCUUCCUCACUCAGUAUAUUGAAAUGUUUCCCCAAUAGAUAAGACAUCACGAGCCGAAGGUGUCUUAACGUGGUUUGCUUUGGGAAGGACGCUCGAUUUGUUUUUGUUUUGAGUAAAAUUCUCUAAAAGCAGGUGCACAGCAUCCUUACCGAUGACCUGCUGCUCAGGCCUGUCCGCCGGACGUCAUUCCUUGAAAACACAGCAGAGCUGCUGCCAAUUCUCUUUGUUCCAUUUGUCAAGGAGGGUGAUUGUGUUUUCAAGAUGGAUGUGAAAAGAAGGUGAAUAUUUUGCACUUUUGAUACUCAAGAACAAAUAACCUAUUUGGCAAAUGGUGUCUUUUUUAUGUUGUUUUGUUUUGUAUUGUGAACAGGCACUGAAGCUGAUGUUAUUUUAAGAUUAUUACAGACUGGAAACAGAAAUAAAC
Molecule: messenger RNA, 5316 nt
Organism: Condylura cristata (star-nosed mole)
Lineage: Eukaryota; Metazoa; Chordata; Mammalia; Eulipotyphla; Talpidae
Gene: DNAJC16
Product: DnaJ (Hsp40) homolog, subfamily C, member 16
Exons: 15
Coding region: 128-2452 (774 amino acids)
Source: RefSeq, a predicted model, not a curated record